Molecule: messenger RNA, 393 nt
Organism: Fulvia fulva
Lineage: Eukaryota; Fungi; Ascomycota; Dothideomycetes; Mycosphaerellales; Mycosphaerellaceae
Exons: 3
Coding region: 1-393 (130 amino acids)
Source: RefSeq, a predicted model, not a curated record
AUGCCUACCAAGGAAGAGUUCAUCGCAGAAGCGCACCGCCGCAUGGACAAAGUCAUCGACAUCGUCAUCGGCGGGCGCUACCAAGCCACCGUACGCGAGAUCGAAGCCGAGAUGACCGCCUGCGGCAUCCCCUUCACCCAGCGCGACGUCCCGAACUACGUGGAGGAGGAUGACGAGGACAUUGUCGGCACCGUGAACAUCGAAGCCGCACGCCAGCUCGCCGCCGCAUGGGACUGCUUCACCAAUGCAGACGAAUACAGCACCGCCGAUGCGAUCGACAAGUUGGGAGCACGCGUGUUUGGGCAAGCCUUGUGGGAUCGGGAGAUGUUGUGGUACCACAAUCACGGGGCGCCGACCAGACUGCCGUUCACUACCAGGCCAUUGCACAGAUAG